UGUGUCUGUAUGGUUCUAGUGUUUCGCUACGCACCACUGCGAUGAAGUCACCGCCACCUUACAAAACGAACGAAGAUCAGAGCAGCCGUAGUUCACCGAAUUGUGCAAGAUGCAGGAACCAUGAUAUUCUACAAACACUUAAGGGUCAUAAACGGUAUUGCAAAUUCAUUAAUUGUACUUGUCCCAAGUGCCAGUUGACCGUAGAGAGACGAAAGGUGAUGGCAUACUCUACAGCAAUCCGGAGAGCUGAGAAUCAAGAUCGUGAUAGACUUAAGAAAGGCUUACCUACUACUAGCCAAGGACUUUCCACAAGAGGUGGCUGCAUGAUCGAGAAAGAAAUUCCCAAGUUACUAGCUGAUUCUUCACAUUUUAAGGAUCCUUCUACCACUUUAUGUCAGAAUCUUUCUUCAAAUCCAUGUGAAAACAGCAAGUACGUAUGGAACUCUAUUCUUCUUCUACUUGACAUGUGUAGACUCCCACUCAACACCUCCCCGCUACUGUACAUCGUAUUGACAAAACUAAAUUCAGAUCCUAAAGAAGUAUAUCGUUAUUUUUUAGAAGCUGAAGAUAAACUAAAAAUGAUCUGUCAUUUUAAGGAAGAGUCUCAAAUACAACCAGCUCCCUUAGAUCAGCUAAGUCCAUGGGCUCUUUAUUAUUCUUCUGUUAUAUCUUCUGCUAUUUCCCAGUCAAACACUCUUUGCAACCAGGAUAUCAACCACUACUAUCCAUCUGCUUCUAACCUUAACAUGAAUCCAUUUGAUUGCUAUCCUUAUCAGAUUCUCUCUUCUUACAAGUCUGACAAUCUCCAAGGUACGGAUAAUCUAGCGUAUUCAACUCCCCUGGCUGAUAAGACUUUCUCUUCUGCUGUGGCACCUCCUAUUGAAUAUAACUAUAAUUAGUGUAGAUAAACUUACACUGCAUCAUACCUUUAUUAUUGUGUCACUUUUAAAAUACCAUAAUGUUCAAUUUUGAAGUCAAGGUUUAGCUUUGAUCAUUUAACUUUUCUCAUUUUAAAGUUUACAAAUAUAAUUGUAAUACAUAUACUUACACCAUAUUUGAAGAUAAUGGACAUAAUUAAAACGUGUAGUGUUAAUGUAAUGUGCACUAUAAAUUCAAUAAUUGGUAUUAUACUAGUAAAAAUGUAAGAGAUUAUGAAAAUAUUUUGUUAUUCAUAAGUUUUACUCUAAAAAUAUUAAUGAAAUGUAAAAAAUGUAUUAAAAUAAAUGUAGUAACAGUUUGUGCUAAAAUUAGUAAUACAACUUUAAACUUAAAACAGAACUGUACAGCAAGAAAGCACUUAAAUAUAUAUUUUUAUUGUAUAAAAGAAAUGUUGUU
Homalodisca vitripennis (glassy-winged sharpshooter) is the source of this 1335-nucleotide messenger RNA. RefSeq lists its product as uncharacterized. Gene Ontology annotation, cellular component: nucleus. The coding region runs from base 42 to 899 and encodes 285 amino acids. The record is from RefSeq and is a predicted model, not a curated record. Gene Ontology annotation, biological process: regulation of transcription by RNA polymerase II; sex differentiation. Lineage: Eukaryota; Metazoa; Arthropoda; Insecta; Hemiptera; Cicadellidae. The transcript has a single exon. Gene Ontology annotation, molecular function: RNA polymerase II cis-regulatory region sequence-specific DNA binding; DNA-binding transcription factor activity, RNA polymerase II-specific.